CAACCGUAAUUUUGUGGGGUUUCCCUCUGCAUUUUUUCUUUCAUCUGAAGAAAAGAGCGCGCUGAACCUGAGCGUAGGAAAGAGUCGUCAGAUAAAAAGUCACUCUUCAUUCGAUUCUCGUCAAGUGCUGAAUAAUAAAAGGUUUAAAAAGAAGCUUGACCGAAUUUCCUAUUCACGGACCACUGUCCUCUUUCUGGUGACGCUGAUAAUUCAAUUGGGGCUCGUCGAGUUCUUUCAAUUAAAACUUGAUGCUCGAGAUGCCGAGGUCAUUAGUCGCCUGAAAUUUUAUAAUGGGUCACACUCUAAUUGUGCCGAGAAAUAUUUCAACGUAGAUGGUUUCUCAAUGUUAUCGAAAGAGAUAUUCCUUUUUAUCUAUUUUCAGAUAUUUAUACUUUGGUUAGGUUAUAAUGCGAUCUCCAACCACCACACGGAUCAGGCCAAAGUUGUUGCAUCCUUGAACGCUUCUGGUGCUUUUUACGGAUUUGUCCGAGUAAUCGAGGUCAAACCAAUAAUUGAUCGAUAUAAUGCAAAUUGCGGUCAAUAUGGAAAACUUGAUGCUGACUAUCUAUCCAAUGAUGUUCCCAAUAUCGUCGUGACAUUAAUACUGGCCUGUUGGUUGGGAUAUUUAACAAAAUUGUUGAGUAAUGAGUUGGGUGGAAGGAUUUAUCAGAAAAUUGGAUCCGACAAAAGAAUGCGAGAAAUGUUUAAAACCAGAUUAACGCUUAUUAUGUUAUUGAAAAUCAACAUGUUCUAUCUCGGAUUUAUGUUAAUUCUCGUGUUUAUAUUGUUUCCAACCUUCUUUGCAAUUUCCCAUAUGCUUGUUACCUUGGUCGCCCUCGGAAUGAUUCCGAAAGAAAAUGUGAAAACUAUGCGAUACUUUAUCAUGGCCUGGACAUGUGUUAUAAUUGAUUGGAUCGCGAUAUGGAUUUUAUCUCUUUCCUUCGCCACUUCUGGAUCUUACUUCAUACUAUUCUUUGCUUCUCAAUAUAUCUUCUACGGAAUCAUGACCAUUUUGUAUGCAAUCAGAGUGAUAAAAACUUUUGACAAAGGAAUGAAAGAAUACGCCGGCCAAGAGAUCCAAAAUCGCAAGCUGGAAUCGUUCGUGCCGAUUAUAAGGGUCGUCGAUUAUGGUGUAACAAAUUUGGAAAUACCUCCUCCUGUUGUUAUAAAAUCAUGA
Acaulospora morrowiae is the source of this 1177-nucleotide messenger RNA. Lineage: Eukaryota; Fungi; Glomeromycota; Glomeromycetes; Diversisporales; Acaulosporaceae. The record is from the annotation of a GenBank genome assembly.